AUGGCGAGUCUAAAACGGUCGGUCGAGUCGGACCCUCUCGCGGCCAACAUCUCGAAUAAGAUCUAUGUGAGAUCCACCAAGAGCGGCAAGGUCCAAAAAAUCGUCCGCGAGGUCUACCUCCGUCGGGACAUCCCAUGUUCUUCCAAGCUGUGUCGGGAGUGCCAGCAUCAGAUGCUCAUUCCGAAAGAUGCCUUGGGCAAGCGUGAGCGUUUCUCAUACCCUCUGUUUCACAGGCUCAUCUCAUCGCUAACCAUCGUCAUCUUAGCGAUCCCAUUUGUCCUCUCAGACUCACCGGCGGGGACAAAGGUCUUCCCCCAGGGGCACUACCUGGUACCAGACACCAAUGCCUUUCUCACAGCCAUGGACCUUUUCGAGCAGGAGUCUGCUUUUUACGACGUGAUUGUCCUGCAGAUUGUGCUCGAGGAGCUGAGGAACAGGUCGCUCCCGCUGUACAACCGGCUCAUCAGCCUGACCAAGAGCGAGGACAAGAGGUUUUAUGUCUUUUUCAACGAGUUCCGACUCGAGACUCAUGUGCCCCGUUUGGAGGGCGAGACGGUCAAUGACCGAAACGAUCGUGCGGUGAGGAGGGCGGUGGCGUGGUAUGGCGAGCAUCUGGCCCGUAUCAAGGGGAAGGAUGCCCCUUCUAUUGUCAUGCUGAGCAACGAUCGGGAUAAUUUGAAGAAGGCCAAGCAGGAGGGGAUUCACGCUUGUUCGUUGGCGGAUUAUGUCAGGCAGUUGAAGGAUGGGGAGAAGUUGCUGGAUAUGAUUCCUGAGACGCAGGAUCGGGAUCAGAUCAAGGAGAAGAGGCCGGGGGAUAACUUGUAUCCCGAGUACUUCAGCAUGUCGAAGAUGAUGACGGGGGUGAAGAGCAAUUUCCUUCAUCAGGGCAUCUUCAAUGUGUCGCCGUACAAUUAUUUGGAGGGGUCCAUUAGGGUACCGGCUUUCCCCAAGGCGUUGCUUAUUCUGGGGCGGGAGAACAUCAACCGUGCUGUUGAUGGUGACUUGGUUGUGGUGGAGGUACUGCCUAAGGAUCAGUGGAAGGAGCCAUCUACGCAAGUCAUCGAGGAGGAUGCCAUCACGAAGAACGAGAACCCAGAUGCCGAAGAGUCUGAUGACUUUGUUUCGGAAAGGGAACGCAAGGCACUGCAGGAGGAGGUCAAGAGAACACACAGCAAGACGACGGAAGGACAUGCUCAGCCGACUGCAAAGGUUGUCGGUGUGAUCAAGCGGAAUUGGCGUCAAUAUGUCGGACAUAUCGAUCAGUCCUCCGUCAGCCAGUCGGCGCAACAAGGAAGGAAACAAGACAGUGUUUUCGUUAUCCCUAUGGACAAGAAGAUCCCCAAGAUCCGCCUCCGCACCAGACAGGUCUCCGAACUUCUCGGAAAGCGCAUCUUGGUCACGAUCGAUGCUUGGGACCGCAGCUCUCGCCACCCGUCCGGCCACUUUGUGCGCUCUCUCGGUGAACUGGAGACGAAGGCUGCCGAGACAGAAGCCCUGCUCCUGGAGUACGACGUUCAGUACCGGCCUUUCCCCAAGACCGUCCUCGACUGUCUGCCCAAGGAAGGUCACGACUGGCGGGUGCCACAGAGUCUCGAGGAUCCAGGCUGGAAAGACCGCCAGGAUCUCAGAGAUCUCUUGAUUUGCAGUAUUGACCCCAUCGGGUGCCAAGAUAUCGACGACGCUCUUCAUUCGCGGCCUCUACCUAAUGGCAACUUUGAGGUUGGAGUCCACAUCGCCGAUGUUUCACAUUUCGUCAAGCCCGGCAACGCCAUGGACGCCGAGGCGAGCAUUCGUGGCACCACAGUCUACUUGGUCGACAAGCGUAUCGACAUGCUUCCGAUGCUUCUCGGUACCGACCUCUGCUCUCUCAAGCCCUACGUCGAGCGCUAUGCGUUCUCGGUCAUUUGGGAGAUGACCUCUGAUGCCGACAUCGUGGGCUCCCGCUUCACCAAGUCUGUCAUCAAGUCACGUGAAGCCUUCAGCUACGAACAAGCGCAGUUGAGGGUGGACGACAGCUCUCAACAGGACGAGCUCACCACCAGCAUCAGAACUCUCUUGGCUCUCUCGAAGAAGCUCAAGCAGAAGCGUCUCGAUGCCGGUGCCUUGUCCCUCUCCUCCCCAGAGGUCAAGGUGCAAAUGGAGUCCGAGACCUCAGACCCCAUCGACGUCAAGACCAAGGUCCAUCUCGACACCAUGUCCCUCGUCGAAGAGUUCAUGCUUCUCGCCAACACCUCGGUCGCCAGAAGGAUAUACGAAGCCUUCCCCCAAACCGCCAUCCUCCGCCGCCACGGCGCGCCCCCCAAGACCAACUUUGACGAACUUGCCAACCAGCUCAAGGUCAAGCGCGGCCUCGACCUCAGCGUCGAAUCCUCCCGCGCCCUGGCCGACAGUCUCGACCGCUGCGUCGACGAAAAGGAGCCCUUCUUCAACACCUUGGUGCGCAUCAUGGCCACCCGCUGCAUGAUGUCGGCCGAGUACUUUUGCUCCGGCACGCAGGCCUACCCCGAGUUCCGCCACUACGGUCUCGCGUCCGAAAUCUACACGCACUUCACCUCGCCCAUCCGCCGGUACGCCGAUCUGAUGGCCCACCGUCAGCUCGCCGCGGCGAUCGAAUACGAGGCCAUCCACCCCAGCACGCGCAGCAGGGGCAAGCUCGAGGCUGUGUGCAAGAAUAUCAAUGUCAGGCACCGGAACGCGCAGCUGGCGGGGAGGGCGAGCAUUGCUUACUAUGUCGGCCAGGCGCUCCGCGGCAAGGCGACGGAGGAGGACGGGUUCGUCAUGAAGAUUUUUAGCAACGGGUUUGUGGUUUUGGUGCCGAGGUUUGGGAUUGAGAGUUUGAUAAGGCUGAGGGAUCUGGCUGAGACGGAGCCGCAGGCCGAGUUUGACGCGGAGAAUUAUGUGCUGCGGGUCAGUGGGAGUAGGGAGGUGAGGGUGGAGCUGUUCCAGAAGGUGAGGGUGAGGGUGACGGAUCAGAAGGAUGAGACGACGGGGAAGAGGGGGGUGAGGAUGGAGUUGGUCAAGACCUAUUAG
This is a messenger RNA of Podospora anserina S mat+, 3030 nucleotides long. RefSeq lists its product as uncharacterized. The record is from RefSeq and is a predicted model, not a curated record. Gene Ontology annotation, biological process: rRNA catabolic process. Gene Ontology annotation, molecular function: endonuclease activity; RNA binding; 3'-5'-RNA exonuclease activity. Bases 1 to 3030 code for a protein of 1009 amino acids. Gene Ontology annotation, cellular component: nuclear exosome (RNase complex); cytoplasmic exosome (RNase complex). NCBI's taxonomy places the organism in Eukaryota, Fungi, Ascomycota, Sordariomycetes, Sordariales, Podosporaceae. The transcript has a single exon.